AUGGGACGUAGGAAAUUUGAGGAUUACCACAUAACCAGGGACCACAUGAAUGAGUUGUUAAAUUCGCCAAACAUAAUUUAUGAAAAUCCGGACUCUUGGGAUAACUCUAUCUUCAACGCGCAACCGUCCCGUACGGACAAGCUUCUGUAUCGAAUAGAAUACAUGCGGGACGGGACAGCCAUAUACUACAAGCGGACCUUCGGAGAUUUCAGGAAGAUUUUCUGCUGCUUCUAA
This is a messenger RNA of Plasmodium knowlesi strain H, 234 nucleotides long. Its product is annotated as conserved Plasmodium protein, unknown function. Lineage: Eukaryota; Apicomplexa; Aconoidasida; Haemosporida; Plasmodiidae. Bases 1 to 234 code for a protein of 77 amino acids. The record is from RefSeq and is a predicted model, not a curated record. The transcript is spliced from 2 exons.